Cryptomeria japonica (Japanese cedar) is the source of this 765-nucleotide messenger RNA. Its product is annotated as LOB domain-containing protein 11-like. The coding region runs from base 209 to 724 and encodes 171 amino acids. The record is from RefSeq and is a predicted model, not a curated record. The transcript has 2 exons. Lineage: Eukaryota; Viridiplantae; Streptophyta; Pinopsida; Cupressales; Cupressaceae.
CGUUCACUUUACACCUGUAAAUUGAGCGGAACAUUAUUUUAGAAUAGCCGAUCAAUACCAUCAGCUAUAUAAUCUAUAUACUCUGUGUGUCAGGCUCCAUUCCAUCUCCAUUUAUUAAAUUUUAGAUAGUUGCUUACUUAAAACAGCUCUGAUCUACUAGCUUUACUCUUCAAUAUUUCAUUAUUUUUUGUUCUGCUGUUUAAUUCAAAUGGAACAGAAAGCGCAAGAGAUAUUUAGGAUUGUGUAUCCCUGUGGUGCCUGUAAGAUUCAACGGAGAAAAUGUGGACAUAAAUGUGUGCUUGCUCCCUAUUUCCCACCAAACGAUCCUCAUAAAUUUUUACUAGUGAACAAAUUAUUUGGAACAAGCAGGAUUGUCAAAAUCCUUCAGGAUAUUCCGGGUGAGAAAAGAGCAGAUGCAGUAACCAGCAUGGUAUACGAAGCAAGUGCGAGAGUGCAUGAUCCAAUCUACGGCUGCACUGGUACAAUUUGUCUACUACAGAAACAAAUAUUAGACCUGCAAUCACAACUGGCAAUGACACGAGCCUAUCUCGUGAAUUUGCAGGCGAAUCUUUUGUCUCUCACGACUGGAUUUUAUAAUGGGUGUGAAGCAGGAACUACAUCGGACGUCACCCAGAAUUUGGUACAGCAUAAUAAUGAUGACAUAACAGUUUUUCAAGGUGAUCAGAAUCUGAUUGGAUCGGAAGACAUGAUCUGGUCUUUUUAAUCAAGAAAUCUUAUUGUUGUUUUACAUAUCAUUUCAGUUAU